Trametes versicolor FP-101664 SS1 is the source of this 1854-nucleotide messenger RNA. RefSeq names its product beta-lactamase/transpeptidase-like protein. NCBI's taxonomy places the organism in Eukaryota, Fungi, Basidiomycota, Agaricomycetes, Polyporales, Polyporaceae. The transcript is spliced from 7 exons. The record is from RefSeq and is a predicted model, not a curated record. The coding region runs from base 51 to 1793 and encodes 580 amino acids.
CCGGUACCAUCCAGGACGCCAUGCACUCCUAUAGGUUUGGAAACUUCGGCAUGCUCUCGGCUUUCUUACUGGCGUUCUCUGCGGCUUCAAGCUUGGGGGAGCAGGUGCCCCUGCAGUUGAACACCGCGUCGCCGUCCCCAAAGGGGCCUAUCCUGUCUUCAGAUUUCUACGCGUUCGUUGAGGAACUGAGGAUCAACACCUCGAUCCCUGGGAUAUCUGUCGGCGCAGUGCGACUUUCCGGCGAUGGCAAACGACCUCAGGUCGAACUUGUGUCUUGGGGCCGCAAGACAGAAGAGGGAGACGGUAAUGAUCUCACUCCAGAUACGCUGUUCGGCCUCGCAUCGUGCUCAAAAGCAUUUCUCGCGACCUCUGUAGGGUUGCUGAUCGACGACUUCGCCCACGGGCGGAACGUGACACCCCUGCCUGCCGGAAUCUCUCGUCUCGACUGGGACACCAAACUUGCAGCCAUUCUGCCUGACGAGUGGCUUUUGGACGACGAAUGGACUACUCGUGCCGCCAGCAUACGUGACGCGCUUGGGCACGUCACCGGGUUGCCUCGGCAUGACUUCUCAUACUCCGCUGGAGACUCGGCGGGAGAUGUAGUACGCCGCAUGAGGCACCUUCCGACGGCAUACGAGCUGCGCGAAAAGUGGUCAUACAACAAUCAGAUGUAUGGCCUCGGCGCAUACAUCAUCGAGAAGUACGCCAACACAUCGUACCCUGCGUUCGCCAAAGAGCGCCUCUUCAAGCCCCUGAAGAUGUCCUCGACGACCUUCUGGCCGUCGGAAGCUCAUGCGUCCGGGAAGCUGACGCAAUCGUGGAUGCAUACGGGAAGACGCAUCCCAUUCUGGUUCACGGACGAUGUUAUGCCUCUGAACGCCGGCCCAGGAGGUGUCAUUUCCAGUGUGCAAGACUUGGUGAACUGGGUGGCCGUCUUGCUCAACAAGGGUGUCGAUCCGGUGUUGGGAGAAGCCAUCAUCCCGCGCAGUGUCUACGACGCGGUAACCACUGCUCAGUCCAUCAUGUCUGGGCAUCCAACGCCUCAGCGUGGAUUCGGAAUCGUUGGGUAUGGCAUGGGAUGGACACGCUGGACAUACGACGGCGUCGAGAUGAUCGAUCACGAUGGAGGCAUCCCCGGGUUCUCGACACUCGUUACGUUCUCUCCAAGCAGCAACCUCGGAGUUGUGGUCCUUAUCAACGCGGACGAACAGCCAGAGCAUGCGGACGCCAUCAUGAGACGUGCUUUCGAUGACGUUCUGACGCGGACGAGCUCUGUAGCUGCCUCUGAAAACUUGCUGGCCGAGAAGGCACCUCGUCCCGCGGAGGACGUCGUGAGUGAACCACUAUUGCUCAAUCUUUCAGCCUACACGGGCACGUACACUUCCCCGGGAUACGGCUCCAUCACGCUCUGCUCAUCAGCAAGCACUUCCCAAUAUUGCGCCGGGGUUCUCUCCGACUUCUCCUCGCUCGGGCCCGUCUCCGGCUCCGGACCUGCCACGCUGUACGGCGCGUACGGCAGCAUAUGGUCGACCCACGCACGGCUUAUUCACCACUCCCGGGACACAUUCAACCUCACCUUCUCCGUCGUAUUCCCCCACGGAUACGGGGCGAACACGACCGCGUUUGAGGACUACAUGGUAGGGUUCUCUGAAGGGCGCGCAGAGUUCGUUGUGGAGGGGACGGAGGUGACCGGGUUUGCGUUCGUCGACGACGAGGAUGCUGUGGCGGCGAGACAGAAGCGCACUGGAGGUACGCUGAAGGAGACUGCUGAUGCGUGGUUCGCCAAAGCAUGAACUUGAAUAACUCGUCGAAAAGUCUCAUAAUGGGCAACCCUCAAUUGCUAGUAACGCUAAA